AAGGGGAAAUGGGUUCGUAUUUCUUUGAUGGGGACGGAAGGGGGAAGUAAAUAAUUGAAAUUUCUCUAAUAUCUGGCAAUAUACAUUAAGCGACUAUCAACCAACGUCCAUGCCGUCUCCUUGCUCCUGAAAAAAUUCGACUGGAAAACCUCCUGGAUUCGUAAGACUGAAGUUUGAAUCCUGUCCACCCCUGUCUUUGUUAACGUACAGGGGACGUCCGUAAUAAAGUAUAGAAUAAAUGACAGUAGGCUACCAUUGACAUGAAUUGCUUAAAAUUGUAAUGACUUUAUGUUUACUAGUCUUUACUGCUCUGAUAAAUUUCUGCCUACCAGGCGAUAGAAAGCAGAAGGUCACAGUCUGGUUUGUGCGAACAAAGGAUAUGUUAACUUGACCGAAACGGAUCAAUGUGUGUAUUAUAAAUAGCCCGUUUUCCAAAAGCGGAAAUACUGGACUUGAUAUCUAGAAGUGGCCAUUAAUGUGGCUAGAGUUAGAAAAUCACACGGAAGAAGAUGGCAGCAACUAAAGGCAAAGCUGGAAUAAAUAAUGAAAGCAGUUCUGGUCGGGAUAGUGGCAAGACAGACGCAGGAAGUCCCACGUUAUCCGCAGGGGCCGCAUCCCUGACCACCAACAGGACCUACACACUAGAUGACCUGGACACCAUUGCCACUGUUGGUACAGGAACCUUUGGAAGGGUUUUUCUGGUGAAGGAUAAAAAGACAAGAGGUUUUUUUGCUCUGAAGGCGAUGAAAAUCCCAGAUGUAAUUAGUCUGAAACAGGAGCAGCACGUGCAUAAUGAGAAAGAGGUUCUGACAGAGGUGAACCAUCCUUUCCUUGUCAGACUGUUCUGGACGCACCAUGAUGAUCGUUUUCUGUACAUGUUGAUGGAAUAUGUGAAUGGAGGUGAACUCUUCAGCUAUUUACGCAGCCGAGGACGUUUCAGCAACAGCACAGGAAUGUUUUAUUCAGCUGAAAUCGUCUGCGCCAUUGAAUACCUUCACUCCAAAGAAAUUGUCUACAGAGACCUUAAACCAGAGAAUAUACUGCUGGACAGUGAGGGGCAUAUUCGAUUGACAGAUUUCGGGUUCGCUAAAAAGCUCUCUGAAAGGACAUGGACUCUAUGUGGUACUCCUGAGUAUUUAGCUCCAGAAGUGAUCCAAAGUAAAGGUCACGGGCAAGCCGUGGACUGGUGGGCUUUGGGUGUUCUCAUCUUUGAAAUGCUUGCAGGGUAUCCACCAUUUUUUGAUGAUAAUCCCUUUGGCAUCUACCAGAAGAUCCUGUCCGGAAAGCUGGAGUUUCCACGGCAUCUGGAUUUCUAUGUAAAGGACCUAAUCAAGAAGUUUCUGGUGAUUGAUCGGGCAAGAAGGCUUGGAAACAUGAAGAAUGGAGCUGAUGAUGUGAAGAAGCACAGAUGGUUUAAGUCAGUAGACUGGGAUUCUGUGCCCUGUAAAAAACUCAAGCCACCCAUCGUUCCCAAGGUAUCUCACGAGGGUGACACGUCUAACUUUGACACCUAUCCAGAGGAUGAGUGGAAGAAGGACACACCAGUACCAGCUAAGGAUCUGGAAAUUUUCAAGAACUUCUGAAAAAAUAUUCUUUUUAAUGAAUAAAAAGACAGGACUGGUAGAAGAUAAUGAUUUAGAGCUGAAGUUUUAACCUAACCAUUCAGGGGACAUCAAAAGGUCAUAGCUGCAUUAUAUAGGCAUGUCCUGCACACUUGAGAAACCGAAACAGACAUCUUCUGAUCAUCAUUAUUGUCAACAUAAUCAUGGUCAAACAUUUACAGAGGAAACAGUUCAUCACUUCAGCAUCAUCUAUUAAGUGAUGAGCAACUUGAUUCAACACCCUCUGAAUCUCUUGUAAUAUGCAAAAUUAAUGUUUUUAAAGCAAUAUCAAGGUUCUUUUUGCUGGGUCUUCGCUUAUGCCUAAACAUGUAUGGUCAUGGUUGUGUUAUGGCUUUAUAUCUUAAAAAGCUUGCUGAAUUGGAGCUUUAAGCCUGACAAAUUUAGUUUUCUGGUUAUCUGAACUUGCUGUGUUGAUCCUUUCCUCCCACAUGGUAUUGCUAUAUAAAUUUCGUAACAUUGGGCCUGUUUCACACUGCACUCUCGGGCAGGCAUGUAAACAAAGCAAAAGCGUAACUGCAACAUUAUGCUUUUAUACUGGCAGCAUUGUUCCGGCUUAACAACCUAGCCAGUCUAUAAAAAAAAAUGCAUAGUCAAUGUAAAUGACACCAAUGUAUUUUAAAAUG
Sinocyclocheilus anshuiensis is the source of this 2245-nucleotide messenger RNA. RefSeq names its product protein kinase X-linked. NCBI's taxonomy places the organism in Eukaryota, Metazoa, Chordata, Actinopteri, Cypriniformes, Cyprinidae. Gene Ontology annotation, molecular function: ATP binding; cAMP-dependent protein kinase activity. The record is from RefSeq and is a predicted model, not a curated record. Gene Ontology annotation, biological process: protein phosphorylation. The transcript has 8 exons. Gene Ontology annotation, cellular component: cAMP-dependent protein kinase complex; cytosol. The coding region runs from base 510 to 1583 and encodes 357 amino acids.